Messenger RNA from Coccidioides posadasii C735 delta SOWgp, 501 nucleotides. RefSeq lists its product as uncharacterized. Gene Ontology annotation, molecular function: acyltransferase activity, transferring groups other than amino-acyl groups. NCBI's taxonomy places the organism in Eukaryota, Fungi, Ascomycota, Eurotiomycetes, Onygenales, Onygenaceae. The record is from RefSeq and is a predicted model, not a curated record.
AUGGAACCACCUCGCCCAGCCCUCCCUCCAGGCUACCACCUCGUCGAGGGCACGCCGGAUGCAGCCGCCUACUGCCACCUUCGAACAACCAGCGGCCUUUCUCCCAAAACUGAAGAGCAAGCGCGCAUCGCGCUAGCGGGUACUUGGUACAUGUGCUACGUCACGUACACCAAACCGCAGAGCCAUAAAAGUGCCGAUAACUUCACUGACGUCGGCGCUGGCGAUCAUCUCGAACAGAUCGCUGAAGUGGUGGGAAUGGGCCGGAUUAUCGGUGAUGGAGGGUGGUAUUUUCUCAUUGCAGACAUUGCGACUCUCCCAGAACAUCAACGGCGAGGAGUGGGCGAUGCCAUCAUGACGAGACUUGUGCACUGUGUCCGAUCACGCGCUCCCCCGGGGGCCUUGGUCGCUCUGUUUGCCGACCCGCCUGGAAGACGCCUUUACAAACGGCAUGGAUUCGAGGAGACGGCUCCAGGUUCUCUAGGGAUGGCAAUUGAACUGUGA